Messenger RNA from Phascolarctos cinereus (koala), 2145 nucleotides. RefSeq names its product retention in endoplasmic reticulum sorting receptor 1 (gene RER1). The record is from RefSeq and is a predicted model, not a curated record. Lineage: Eukaryota; Metazoa; Chordata; Mammalia; Diprotodontia; Phascolarctidae. Gene Ontology annotation, cellular component: Golgi membrane. Gene Ontology annotation, biological process: protein retention in ER lumen; retrograde vesicle-mediated transport, Golgi to endoplasmic reticulum.
GCCAACGAACCGGCGGCGGCAGGGCCGCUCCUCCUCCUCCUUCCCGUGGCCCUGAGGGGAGCCGUGGCCCGGCCGCAGCGGCGCAGCGAGCAACAGAAUGUCCGAAGGAGACAGCGUUGGAGAUUCUGUUCAUGGGAAGCCUUCUGUGGUGUUUAGAUUUUUCACAAGACUUGGACAGAUUUACCAGUCCUGGUUAGACAAAUCUACUCCUUAUACAGCUGUGCGAUGGGUUGUAACUUUGGGGCUAAGUUUCAUCUACAUGAUUAGAGUUUAUCUAUUACAGGGUUGGUACAUCGUGACAUACGCCUUGGGAAUCUACCACCUCAAUCUUUUCAUAGCUUUCCUUUCGCCAAAGGUAGAUCCCUCCUUAAUGGAAGACUCAGAUGAAGGGCCUUCCUUACCAACAAAACAAAAUGAGGAAUUUCGUCCUUUCAUUCGAAGGCUUCCAGAAUUUAAAUUUUGGCAUUCUGCUACUAAGGGCAUUCUCGUUGCUAUGAUCUGUACGUUUUUUGACGCUUUCAACGUCCCAGUGUUCUGGCCGAUCCUCGUGAUGUACUUUGUCAUGCUUUUCUGUAUCACCAUGAAGAGGCAAAUAAAGCAUAUGAUAAAAUACAGGUAUAUACCGUUCACACAUGGGAAGAGGAAAUACAAAGGGAAGGAAGACAUGGGGAAGACAUUUGCUAGUUAGAAUCUGAACUGACCCUGUCACCACAUAAUCUGAGAAGAACCGUUUUGAGCCAUUGUAACAAUGCCUUUUUUCUUCAUAUAAAGUAGUUGAUUAAGAGGGAGUCGAAAUUUUCUUUGUAAAAAAGGAUCUUCAAUUAUUUGUAACUGAAAUGUCAGAGAGGUUCUUGAAGACGCUGGCAUUUAAACCAAAUUGCAUCGAGUUCCUUUUUUGGUCAUGUCACGUGUUUCACUCUGAAGGGAUUCUGGUAGACUGCGACAGUGGGUGAACAGUCUCAUGUGAAGGUGAUGUUUCUCCAUCACCGUCCCAGUCCGUUUGCAUGGCCCUCUAGCGCUUUGAGGGUGUGUGGGGGAUGAGGGAGGGAAGCAUGCUGGGAGCUGCUUUUGGCUUCCUAAGUGGUACAGCAUUCAUGGGAAUGUCCCUAAGUCCUCCCUCAGAUGCAAUCGACGACCUUCAGCUGUCUGGGCACAUGCAUGAUAUUUGGGGGCCAUAAUCAAGUCAUUGAAUAGUAGAUCUGAUGAUGAAUUGAAUGCUGCCUUUUUCCUAAAGAACUUAACAUUUUAAAGGUGAUUUUCACGUAACUGUGUUUGGGGGUCUAAUGCCAGUUUCCUAAUCGCAUCUUACUAGAGAUGUUUAAAGUUUGGCUCUUUUCAUAAUGACUCAAAACUUUGUUCUUAAUGACCAUGAUUUCUUUUGAGGGCCCUGAAUUAUAAAUAUAUAAAUAUAUAUAUUUUCAUUGUUUGAAAUUAUUUUGACACAUUUCUUUGAUAUUUCAAGAAGUGGGGUUGGUUUGGUUUUUGUUUGGGGUUGGGUUUUUUGUUUGUUUUUUUGGUUUUUUUGGAUUAACUUUUUUCCUUUAUGCAUCCCCUUCAGAACUCAACACAGCUGGCAGUAACAGUUUUGUGGGUUUUAACACAUAGAUUUCAUUUUCUAUGGGAAAAAAAAUAGAACUAUGACCUGCAUGUAAACUUUUUUGAUGUGAUAAAACAACUCUAAAAUUUUAUUAAGUGACUUUUUAAUUCCAGACUUUAUUAAAGAUAGUGUCCCCUUUCUUGUGUUAGUCUUUAUAUAAGAACACUACAGCUCAUCACAUAUCAUAGGAAAACCCAGUUGGUAAAAGUAUUCAUUUUUUUCUACAACUGAAUCAUUUUAGCUUACAGCUACUGAAAAAAAAAUACAAAAUAUUUGAAUGAAUUGCCACUAUGGUCUUAUAUGCCAUAGUGAAAAUUAAUGUAUUUGCUCCCUGAUCUUAGAGUAAUGCAUAGAAUAGAUACUUUGAGAGCUAUUUUUAAUAGUAUAUCCUUUAAUUGUAGAUGCCGAGUUUGGGGGUAUAUAUGAACAUGGUCUCUAUUACCCAGAUAUUUAUGCAAUGUUCAGUUAUGGGAUUUCUAGAAUUGAGGCUUUAACAAUUUUUUUUUGUUCUCCGUGAUUAUAUAGUAAAAGUACUCUUGAAAAUUUCA